GCAUCGGCUUCCAGCAGCCAGAGGUCGGAUCCGGCUCAGCAGUCGCCUUCUCUUGGUGGCCCGGCGGAGCCCUGGACUAACUUGCUGGGUGGAACGCGUCGGCCCUUAACCCUUUGAGUACUAGAGCGAUCUGCUAGAACACAAGCAGUUAACAGAAGCAGACAUGAAGUCUCCUCUUCCAGAGAAAACCCCGCUGUUCAUCCAUGAACCCAGUGGGCCUGUGUAUAGAGCCCCCUCGCUCACUUACAUUAAAGAGGCAAACACCUUCCUGGCCUUUGCCGAAAGGCGCAAGAAUUAUGAAGACGUCAACGCAGAAUAUUUGGUCAUGAGGAGAGGGAUCUACAAGACUGGAUACGUGAAGUGGGAAGGAAUCCAACCUUUACAUGAAGCCACCCUAAAGAACCAUCGCUCGAUGAAUCCAUGCGCCGUCUACGAGGCAAGCUCCAAAGUUGUGUUCUUGUUUUUUAAUUGUAUCCCAAUUGGGGUUACCGAGAAACACAUGAGAAUCUGGGGAAAUUCUUCUAAGCUGUGCUACAUCACCAGCAACGAUUGUGGGGUGACGUGGAGCACCAUCAAAGAUAUCACGGAAGUGACCAACCCCAUUAGGAAUAUGGCUACCUUCUCCGUGUCUCCAGGCCACGGAAUUCAGACACAAGCUGGGAAACUCAUUAUUCCAGCAUACGUCCAUGUGGCUAAAUUUUGGUUUAUACGCUGGUGGUUUGGGAAGAAACAGUCAUUUUAUCUGUACAGUGAGGACCAGGGGCAUCGGUGGCAAAUAUCUGAGCGGAUUACCAGAUAUGAGUGUGGUGAAUGUGAGUUGGCAGAAAUAAGCAAUGAAGGCAAGAACAUGCUCUAUUGCAACGCACGGUCCACAGGAAACAAAAGGCUGGAGGCUCUAAGCUUAAACGUUGGAGGUGAAUUUAAGUUCGUAGAAAAGAGCAAGAAGUUGAAAGAGACAAGUGGCGGCUGCCAAGGGAGUAUUGUAAGUUUUCUUGGAGCUGAACAACCAGGACAAGAUCGCAACUAUUGGCUUCUCUUUUCACAUCCCCUAAAGAAAGACCAUAGAGAUCUUGGAGUCUUCUUGACCAAGAAUCCCCUUGUCUCUGAGUCAUGGUCCAAACCUUGGGUCAUUUAUGAAGGCUUCGGCGGAUACUCAAACCUUGUUGAUUGUCAAGAGGCCAACACGUUUGCCAUCUUGUUUGAGUGUGGUGAGGAAACUCAGUAUGACAAAAUAGAUUUCUGCCUUUUCACCUUAGAAGACGUGUUGGAAAACAUUAAGAAGAAGAAGAGUUUGUUUGCAAGAUUUAAGAAAUAACAGGUCGCAUUUAUGAAAAGGGGGACCAUGGCUGUUCAUAAGGUAGGACAAAUGAUGACACCCUCUGUCCACUUGGAACUUUGGCCCAUGUGUCACGCCAUUGCACGAUUACCUCCUUGAGGUGUUGAAGGCAUAGUCAGAACCCUUCACAGCGAUUGCCAGGUUUUGGACCUCUACAGGACACGCACCUAUAUAUAUAUCUUGGAGCUAUUCUUUUGAUUUUGCCCCUGCCUGAAGAAUUACCUGUUCGUGGGGCCAUGAAUGAAAUCACAUAAUGCACUAUAGCCUACAGGAUAGGGGUAUAAAACCCCUGGAUGGGUACAUUCAGACCUUGGGCUUUC
Messenger RNA from Spea bombifrons (plains spadefoot toad), 1656 nucleotides. RefSeq names its product sialidase-3-like. The record is from RefSeq and is a predicted model, not a curated record. NCBI's taxonomy places the organism in Eukaryota, Metazoa, Chordata, Amphibia, Anura, Pelobatidae. Gene Ontology annotation, biological process: ganglioside catabolic process; oligosaccharide catabolic process. Bases 164 to 1315 code for a protein of 383 amino acids. Gene Ontology annotation, molecular function: exo-alpha-sialidase activity. The transcript is spliced from 3 exons. Gene Ontology annotation, cellular component: membrane; lysosome; cytoplasm.